GUGAGAAGAAUAAUUCAAACUAACAAUAUUACUUUAAUCACACUUAAUACAAAAACCCACACAAACGCCACAACGAUUAACACACAAUUAGUCCAUAGUUAAGGCAAUAAAAAAACGCAUAAACUCCAUCUUAAUAAUUUCACGCAAAUCGAGGUGGAGAAAUGUCUACCGCCUCUUCACUUGUCUCUCCACUCCUGUCAAACGACGUCGUUGACGGCGCCGUCGACUACAAAAACCGGCCGGUGAAUCGGUCGAGUUCCGGCGGAUGGAGAUCUGCAGGUUUCAUCAUAGGUGUUGAAGUAGCUGAGAGGUUUGCUUAUUAUGGAAUUAGUUUGAAUUUGAUUACUUAUCUUACCGGAGAGUUAGGUCAGUCCACGGCGACCGCGGCAGCUAAUGUGAAUGCCUGGUCUGGAGCUGCUAUGCUCACGCCGUUGCUUGGAGCAUUCAUCGCUGAUUCGUAUUUAGGUCGUUAUCGGACGAUCAUAGUUGCUUCGUUUCUCUAUGUUCUGGGUCUUGGAUUCUUGACCCUUUCAGCUGUUUUUCCUUUCAGCUCUACAAACUGUGAAAGUGCAACUAAUUCUCUGUCGUGCCCCCCUCCGUUGUUCCAAGUUAUCCUCUUCUUUUCCUCUCUAUACCUUGUUGCACUAGCACAGGGAGGACAUAAACCAUGUGUUCAGGCAUUUGGAGCUGACCAAUUUGAUGCAGGAGAUUUGGAGGAGCGCAAAGCCAAAAGUUCAUUUUUCAAUUGGUGGUAUUUUGGUUUAUGUAGCGGUACAUUGGCGGCGCUCACAAUUCUAAGUUAUAUACAAGAUAACCUUAGUUGGGGUCUAGGUUUUGGGAUUCCCUGCAUCGCCAUGAGUAUGGCACUGGUGGUCUACUUGCUUGGAACUAUGUCAUAUCGAUUUAGCAUCAAUAGUGAUGAGAAAAGCCCGUUUAUGAGGAUUGGUAAAGUAUUUAUCAUAGCAACUAGGAACCGUAGACUUACCUCUUCAGCAGUAUCGGUUAACGAGGAAGCAAGGGGAAUCUUACCCGAUCAGGGUUCUCAACAAUUCAGUUUUCUCAAUAAAGCGCUGAUUUCACCUGAUUCUUUAAAGGAAGAUGAAAAAGUAUGUAGCAUUCCUGAAGUUGAGCAGGCAAAGGCGAUUCUGAGGCUGGCUCCUGUUUGGGCUUCAUGUUUGGUAUUUGGCAUUGUGUUUGCACAGUCACCCACAUUAUUUACUAAGCAGGGAGUUACGAUGAACAGAUCUAUUGGGUCAAACUUUCAGAUCCCUCCCGCAGCGCUACAAUCUUGUAUUUACCUUCCGGUACUUCUUUUCAUUCCCAUUUAUGACCGCGUUCUGGUUCCAAUAGCAAGAGUCCUGACUAGAAGACCCUCAGGGAUAACAAUGCUGCAAAGAAUUGGAGUUGGACUACUUUUCUCCGUCUUUUCCAUGCUAUCAGCAGCUCUGGUUGAGAUAAAACGACUCAGAACUGCUCAGGAUUAUGGUCUUGUGGAUACACCUGAUGUAUACAUCCCGAUGAGUAUAUGGUGGUUGGUACCGCAGUAUGUAUUGUUGGGACUGGCUGAUGUAUUCGCUAUGGUUGGUCUCCAAGAAUUUUUCUAUGAUCAGGUUCCUAGUGAACUAAAAAGUUUAGGUCUUGCUCUAUAUCUGAGUAUCUUUGGAGUUGGCAGCUUCUUGAGCAGCUUUCUCAUCUCUGCCAUUCAAAAGGUCUCCAGUGAAAACGGCCGUGAUGGCUGGUUUGCUGACAACUUGAAUCGGGCCCAUCUUGAUUACUUUUACUGGCUCUUGUCUGGACUCAGUGCAUUGGCGUUGGUGCUUUACUUGUAUUUUGCACGAUCGUAUAUUUAUAAUCGACAACAUACUCUUUAAGGUGCGUGUAGAUGUUAAACAGUGAUUGUUUGCAGUUAUGAAUCUUGUAGAUAUAAAGCACUUGUAUCAUCAUUGAUUGCUUUUGAUGAACUGGAUUCUGUAAAUAUGAAGCAAAGUUAUGUAUUAUAUAUUUACUUCAUUUGA
Daucus carota subsp. sativus is the source of this 2015-nucleotide messenger RNA. Its product is annotated as protein NRT1/ PTR FAMILY 5.10. Gene Ontology annotation, biological process: dipeptide transport; transmembrane transport. The coding region runs from base 162 to 1871 and encodes 569 amino acids. The transcript is spliced from 4 exons. NCBI's taxonomy places the organism in Eukaryota, Viridiplantae, Streptophyta, Magnoliopsida, Apiales, Apiaceae. Gene Ontology annotation, molecular function: tripeptide transmembrane transporter activity; dipeptide transmembrane transporter activity. The record is from RefSeq and is a predicted model, not a curated record. Gene Ontology annotation, cellular component: membrane.